AUGACUGCUGAGGCUGCUUUAAAGCCCAGUAAAGCCUUAGUCGGAGUGCAUGGAGUCCGUUUGGUCUCUCAUUUUCCGUUUACCUUCCAAGAGAUAAAACAACAUGGGGAUAUCGAUGAGUCGCCCUGUGGUUCCUCCCAUUCUGGGAGCGGCCAAAGGCUUAUUUUCCAGAAGGUCUGGCAUCAAAGACCUGCCUGUUUGAGGCCCAUUCAUUGUAACCAUAGUGGUGAUAAAAACAUUACUGAAACAGUUGUAAAUGUUCUUACUUCACUUCCCUUUAUUGUUCUUGGACUCCAAGCUCCAAGGAAAAACUUGAAUUGUAAAAUCUACGCAAAUUCUUUAAUUGGUGUAGGAGUUGCAUCAAGUUUUUAUCAUGCUUCGAGAGGGAAAAUAAGGAAGUAUCUCAGAUGGGCUGACUACACCAUGAUAGCCACAGCUACAGUGUGCCUAUCAAGAGCAAUCAGAAACGAGAACCCAAAGUUGCUGAUGGCGGCAUCUGCCUUCUUUCUGCCCAUACAGCCUCUGAUGGUCUCAGCUGUACAUACUGGGAUGAUGGAGGUUGCAUUUGCUAAGAGAGCAUUUGAAGAUCCAGAGCUGAGGAUGGCCCAUAAUGUCCAUAAGAUGUCGUCAUUAUUAGGCGGAGCACUUUUCAUUGCCGACGACCUUUUCCCUCAAACUCCAUUUCUUCACGCUGCUUGGCACCUUGCUGCCGUUAUUGGUGUAAGCACUUGCAACAAGCUCUUGUAG
Molecule: messenger RNA, 747 nt
Organism: Striga hermonthica
Lineage: Eukaryota; Viridiplantae; Streptophyta; Magnoliopsida; Lamiales; Orobanchaceae
Source: the annotation of a GenBank genome assembly